Molecule: messenger RNA, 2776 nt
Organism: Pantherophis guttatus
Lineage: Eukaryota; Metazoa; Chordata; Lepidosauria; Squamata; Colubridae
Gene: UBFD1
Product: ubiquitin family domain containing 1
Molecular function (GO): cadherin binding; RNA binding
Source: RefSeq, a predicted model, not a curated record
GCGGCCACGGUGGCCGCCGAGGGCCAAUCGCAGCGCCCUUCCCGACUCGCCCCGCGGCCGGGCUGUACACAAUCAUCAUGGCCGCCACCUCCGCCUCCCCCGACUCGGAGGACGCCGGCAUGGACGCGGAAGUGCGGAACCCGCCCGUGGGCUGCCCAGGCGAAGAGGAGAACGGCUCGCUCGCUGCCGAGGAGGCCUCGGAGCCCCAGAGCCAGGCGCCCCCCGACCUGGAGGCCUCCGUCAGCAACGGGGGCGAAGCCGAGAUGGAAAAGGAGCUGGUGGAGCUGAAGAUUAUCUGGAACAAGAACAAGUACGACCUCAAGUUCCCCCUGGACAGCACAGGAGCAGACCUGAAGCUGAAGAUCCACUCGCUGACAGGCCUCCCACCCGCCAUGCAAAAGGUCAUGUUUAAAGGACUGCUCCCAGAGGAAAAAACCUUACGAGAAAUUAAAGUGAUCAGUGGGGCAAAAAUAAUGGUGGUGGGCUCGACUAUCAAUGACGUCUUGGCAGUCAACACGCCAAAAGAUGCCACCCAGCAGGAAGUCAAGUCCGAAGAGGCCAAGAAGGAGCCCCUCUGCAGACAAAAGCAACAUAGGAAAGUCUUGGAUAAAGGGAAGCCUGAAGAUGUCAUGACUUCUGUCAAGGGUGUCCAGGAGCGUCUGCCGACCGUCCCUUUAUCAGGCAUGUACAACAAGUCAGGUGGAAAAGUACGGCUAACCUUUAAACUUGAACAAGAUCAGCUCUGGAUUGGCACUAAAGAAAGAACAGAAAAGUUACCCAUGGGAUCCAUCAAGAACGUGGUGAGCGAACCAAUUGAAGGGCAUGAAGAUUAUCAUAUGAUGGCUUUCCAAUUGGGUCCCACAGAAGCCUCCUACUACUGGGUCUACUGGGUGCCCACUCAGUACGUGGACGCAAUCAAGGACACGGUGCUAGGGAAGUGGCAGUACUUUUGAAGGCACGCUCACCUCUGGCAUGGAGACGGACUCGGAUCUUAAGGACACUGCUGGAAGAGGCCCGGAUGGGUUAGGCUCCUAGAACUUCUUCAUCAACGCCAUCUCGGAGAGGCCUGGGAGAACGCCAGAGGUGGGGAUCUCUCGCCAUUAGUUCAUUUUUAACUUAAAGCAGUGCAGCAGCAGCAGCAACAGCAGCAGCUCUUGUUCUGCGGCAGCUUCAACCGUAUUUAAAAAAAAAAAAGCAAAUACAAUGGAAAUCAAUAAAUCUUAAUUUACAAACCACUGUGUGUAAAUACACUUCAACUCUGCAGCUCUUCAGAUUUCGACAAAACCAAACCAAAACAAUACAUCACUGUGGAUUUUCUACAUGGCUUGGACAAGAGGCGGAUAUUUUCAUAAUUCUUCAUAUAUAAAUACCAUUGUUUGGGCUUGUAAUUGGGCGUCGGAGAAAUAGGUUUUACUCCUCUCUUCUCUUGGAACAUUCAUGAAAACUUUUCAACUGUACGUAAACUUGGGGGGGGGGGGUUCAUAAGCCAUUCUCUUUCUUGUCCUUAGGCUUUUGUAACCUUUCUGGUAUUGGUAGGGUACAGUUUCCACUCUGAGCCCAAAGGGGGGUCAGCUCGUUUUAAAUUCUGUGGCGAAUCUUUUCAUAUCUGUUAUUUGGUGGAAGGGAGGGAGGGAGAGGUUAUUUGGGAAAUGUGCCAUCAAACCGACAUGUUGCUUAGUUGGGUUUGUUUUCCCAUGCUUCCUCUCCCCCACUGCUGUUGCCAUAACUGGGGGAGCCUAGUUGCCUUAAGAAGCUUUCUUUGGCCAUUUCUUAAUAACCCAAGAGCACUUGGCUCUAAAGGUGCUACUGUUGCUGCUUUGUGGACUUAGUAUUUGGCGUUUUCUUUCCCGCAGGGAGUUUUCUUAAAGCAGCGCGUCCAAGGGUAAGAAAUCCUGUCUUCCAAGCUAGCAGAUGCAACCAAAGGCUUUUCAGAGCCGACCUGGGCACCAGGUCACUGCCAUAUUCUUCUUCCUUGUAACCGCCAGAGUGGCUUUGGUUCCAGGCCUGCUAGUUCUGGAAUGCCAAUAGUGAACUUUCAUUUUAGUUUUCCUUUUUUGUUCCUUCCUUUCUUGAAAACCAUGCUGGGGAAUUACACUCACAGGCUUUUUGUGUUUCUUGCCAGACUGAAAGGGCCACCUUCUGCUGCUCUUCCCAUCUAGUGCCCUUCAAAUGGUAAAUUUAAAGAGGCUUGGGAAUCGUAACAGCUCCUAUGUAGGCCGUUUUCUACAGAUAUCCAGGUUAGAGAUUGGUUGUUAUUCUGAAAACUUACGAAGCCAUGGAAGAGGAAAAGAAUCCAGAAAAAAAUAGACAUGUUGGUCUAGUUAUUCUGUGUCAUUUAUUCUGCAUCAUAAGCAGAACUGAAUUAUUCUGAGUAUAUUUAUGACAAAAACAUAAAACUUUUUAUUUUUGUGUUUAUGUCUUAAUUUUACUCAAACAAUACCUACAAAUAUACCUAGUGUUAAAUAUAGCCCUCCAAGCUGCUGUAUCCUAAGAUAUCUAACGGAGGAUUUUUGUAACACCUACUGCAAAUAGUUAUAAUAAUUUCCAUUGAACUCAGUAGGAUUUCCUUGGAGUAAGCUUUGCAAGUAGGAGAAAGUAGAAUUUUCAAAAAUAGGACUUUACCAAAAUUGUAAUGACUAAAGGAAGACUUUACUACCUGGAAAAUUUUAUGUAGACCAUUAUGAAACUUAUCUUUUUAGAAAAAGCUCACAGAAAAUAAAUAUUCCUAUAAAUGAAAUUAAGGUGUGGUAAUAAACUUGAUCACAUUGAACUCUUA